CCUAUCCUCUAGGGGACAAUACCCUCAUGUUAAACACGGUUAAGGUGCGAAUAGAAAUACCCAUAAGCACCAUUACUAUGCUAAUAGCUUGUACAGUUCACGCUAUCAACUCACAUAUGAAUCACUCCAUAAUGCCUUAUGCGAUAUCAAAUGGAGUCGAGCUUUCUGACCAAGACCUCAAAGAUCCAACUUCGCAAAGUAAUAGGCAAGAUAAAAAUGUCAGAAAGAGACAAGCAAAAUUUCAUUUAAAUGGUGCCAAAAGGUAUUUUAGAGAGUACUGUGAAAAUACAAGUAUCCAUGGUUUCAAGUACCUUGCAGAGAAUCGGACAGUAUGUGAAAGGAUUAUUUGGUUCCUCCUUAUUUCGCUGUCAAUAGCCGCUUGUGGAUUUUGGAUCAUCAGGAUAUACUACAAAUACGUCACAAGCCCAGUAAUAGUAAGCUUUGCAACCAAGGAGUCUCCGCUGCAUGCCAUCCCGUUUCCAGCUGUCACUGUUUGUCCCAUGACAAAAGUGAGAAAGUCUGUUUUUAAUUUCACCAGAGUCGUUUAUGAUAUCAUGGAUGAAAAAAAUAUAACUGAUGAAGAACAGCUUUAUGGACAAUACUUGUCUCUGGUAUGUUACUACGGACAAAAAUAUUUUCGACCAAACAAUACCUUUAACGCCGAUGACUUUUAUGAAAAAAUUGAUCAGAUGAAGCUUAAUAUUAGUGAGUAUACCGAUGGUUGUCAAUUUCUGGUUGAUGCAGAUGUGUCAUGUCAAAAAAUGUUCCAACCAAUAAUUCUAGAUGAAAGUGUCUGUUACACCUUCAAUAUGCUGGACCGGACCGACAUAUUUCAGGAUAAAGUCUUCCAUUUUAAAAACUAUCAUGUAACUGCAAAAUCACCGCACUGGGACAUUGAUAAAGGAUAUACUAAUGUAACUGAUGCAUUCAAAACUUAUCCGUAUAACGCAUACCUGGCUGGAUAUGGGAAUGGACUGCAAAUUACAUUUAAACAACCAGCUAGCGAGUUGGAUUACAUGUGCUUACAAAGCUUGCAAGGAUUCAGCGUUGCCCUGCAUGCACCUCACGUCUUGCCCCAACUGAACAAACAGUUUUUCCAAGUAUCAUUCGGAGAUUCCGUAAUGGCUGCAGUGCAGCCAAAAAUGAUGAAGACCUCUCAAAAAGUGAGAAAGUACCACCCUGAUACAAGAGAAUGCUAUUUCACCAACGAAAAAUACCUGACGUACUUCAAGCAAUACACACCUAGCAACUGUCGACUGGAAUGUUAUACAAAUUAUACUUUGGAAAUGUGUAAAUGUGUACAGUUCUUCAUGCCCAGAAAUAAGACAACCCCUAUCUGUGGAAAUGGUCAACGGAAAUGUAUAAAAAAGGUAGAAUUUUUGUUGAAAGUUUGGCAACUAAAAUAUACUGCAAACCAGAAAAGUGACACGUAUUUCUGCGACUGCAAGCCAUCCUGUGUAGACAUAACUUAUAUGGUGGAGCACUCUCAAUCUAUCUGGAACUAUAAAGAACUGCAUCUGGCUCGCCGUAGAAAACCAGUUAACGAAUCGUAUUUGUAUGCCAGGCUAACAAUAUUCUUCAAGCAGGAAUCCUUCCUGACGUCGGAGCGAAACGAAUUAUAUGGCCCUACUGAUUUUUUGGCGAACUUUGGAGGCCUUCUCGGACUAUUUACUGGAUUUUCAUUCUUAUCCUUGGCAGAAAUAAUUUAUUUUCUAUCUGUUCGCAUUUGUUGCAACUUUAGAUUGUACAAUAUUUGGACAGGGCCUAAAAAUUAAUCAUCCCAUGCACAACUAAUUUUCUAUUAUGUACCAGCAUGUACAAAAUUCCUAAUAUACUCACACCUUAUUUGAGCACAGUAAACGUUAUGUAACACUAG
This is a messenger RNA of Acanthoscelides obtectus, 1876 nucleotides long. The record is from the annotation of a GenBank genome assembly. Lineage: Eukaryota; Metazoa; Arthropoda; Insecta; Coleoptera; Chrysomelidae.